Molecule: messenger RNA, 1954 nt
Organism: Oryzias latipes (Japanese medaka)
Lineage: Eukaryota; Metazoa; Chordata; Actinopteri; Beloniformes; Adrianichthyidae
Gene: kmo
Product: kynurenine 3-monooxygenase
Biological process (GO): quinolinate biosynthetic process; L-tryptophan catabolic process
Cellular component (GO): mitochondrial outer membrane
Molecular function (GO): kynurenine 3-monooxygenase activity; FAD binding
Source: RefSeq, a predicted model, not a curated record
CCAGCUCCUCCUCUUUGACAUGUUAACUCGGCUUUGCUGUCAAUCCGAGCAAAGCAGAGAGAGCUUCAGAGCUGCAGAGAAGUCUGACUGACAUGGAGAAAUUAGAAGGAAGACAAUCCAGAAAGAAAGUAGUGGCAGUGGUGGGCGGUGGUUUGGUUGGAGCGUUAAAUGCCUGCUUCUUUGCCAAAAGGGGCUUCAACGUUCACGUCUUUGAAAGCAGGGAAGAUAUCAGGAAAGCCAAAAUCGUGAAGGGGAGGAGCAUCAACCUGGCCUUGUCUCACAGAGGUCGGCAAGCAUUGAAGCAUGUUGGAAUGGAGGACAAGAUCAUCUCCAAGGGAAUUCCCAUGCAUGCAAGAAUGAUCCACUCACUCAGUGGCAAACAGUCUCCAAUCCCUUAUGGCAGAAAAGGCCAGUACAUCCUGUCGGUGGACCGGGCUAACCUGAACAAAGAGCUUCUGAGCGAGGCAGAGACGUAUCCAAACACCACGCUGAACUUUGAACACAAGCUGCAGGACUGGAGUGCUGACACGGGGCUGAUGACCUUUAGCAGGUCUGAUGGAUCAAAGGAUCAAAUUCAUGCAGACCUGAUUGUCGGUUGUGAUGGAGCGUUUUCCGCCACUCGAAAGCAGUUCCUUCGCCGUAGUCGUUUUAACUACAGUCAGACGUACAUCCCUCAUGGCUACAUGGAGCUCACCAUGCCCCCCGUUAAUGGCGAGUUUGCCAUGAAGCCUAAUUAUCUGCACAUCUGGCCACGAAACACUUUCAUGAUGAUAGCCCUACCCAACCUGGACAAGACAUUUACCUGCACCCUCUUCAUGCCCUUUGAGGACUUUGAGAAGAUCACAACAGGGGACGAAGUCAUCCAGUUUUUCCAAAGUUACUUCCCUGACACGAUCCCGCUGAUUGGAGUUGAAGCACUCAAGAAAGAUUAUUUCCGCCUUCCUGCUCAAGCAAUGGUUUCCGUUAAGUGCUCCCCAUAUCACAUUGGUGACAAAUGUGUCCUGAUGGGAGACGCAGCCCACGCCGUGGUGCCGUUCUACGGGCAGGGGAUGAACGCUGGCUUUGAGGACUGCAUUGUCUUUGAUGAACUCAUGGAGCAGUUCAACGAGGACUUCUGUGCCGUGCUGCCUGAGUACACCAGGGUGCGGGUUCCAGACGACCAUGCAAUUGCAGACUUGGCCAUGUACAACUAUGUUGAAAUGCGAGCACACGUCAACUCCAAGUGGUUUCUCUUCAGGAAAUAUGUGGAUAACGUCCUCCACUUCUUCCUGCCGAAGACAAUAAUUCCACUUUACACAAUGGUCACUUUUACCAGGAUCCCAUACCAUCAUGCUGUGGAGCGCUGGCAUUGGCAAAACAAAGUGAUAAACUACGGCCUGCUCCUCAGUGCUGUGGGGGCUGUUUUGGGGGGCUCCUACCUGCUCACCAAACAUAGUCAACAAGUUAACAAUCUUGCUGUUCCUGCUGAGAAAAUGUGGACCAGACUUGUGAGUUUUCGGAUCCCUGGAAUGAUGACGACCCAAAUGUGACAAAAGUGAACUCAUUAGCUGUUCAUCAAAUGAUAGAGAGCAGGUCUUUAAUGCAGAGAUGGCUCUAAUUCUAAUAAUAAAAUUCAUCAAAACAUUUUGACAAUACCAUAAUGAUGUAGUGGUUAGCGCUCCUACCUCAAAGCUAGAAGGUCCUGGUUCCAAUCUCGGCUGGGUUCUUUCUGUUAGCAUGUUCUCCCCAUGCAUGCAUGGGUUUUCUCCAGGAACACCGACUUCCUCCCACCAUCCAAAGACAUGCUUAGGUUCAUUAGUAAAGGUGUGCAUGUGUGAGUGUGUGUGGGACAGUGAUUGUGUGCCCUGUGACAGCCUGACUGGGGUGUACCCCACCUUUGCCCAACAGUAGCUGGGACAGGCAUACAUUCAUGGGUUUAAACAAAUGUUUUACAGAAACCAAUAAAUGUGUGUUU